Messenger RNA from Thyridium curvatum, 1626 nucleotides. RefSeq lists its product as uncharacterized. The record is from RefSeq and is a predicted model, not a curated record. NCBI's taxonomy places the organism in Eukaryota, Fungi, Ascomycota, Sordariomycetes, Thyridiales, Thyridiaceae. Gene Ontology annotation, molecular function: transmembrane transporter activity. Gene Ontology annotation, biological process: transmembrane transport. The transcript has a single exon. The coding region runs from base 1 to 1626 and encodes 541 amino acids.
AUGGGCCUCGGUGUACUCGAUCCGGCUGUCCAUCGACUAGUCCCCGGAACUGUCGCCCUCGGCGAACAGGCAUUAUCGCAAUCUAUUGAUGGAAUUCACCUGAAAAAAGGGACGGGGCGGCACGCGGAUGUCGUUCUGAGCCCGCAGCCUUCCGAUGACCCGAACGACCCAUUGAACUGGCCCUAUUACCAAAAGCUCGUCAUCCUCGGUAUAAUUGUACUGGGAGCCUGCUUCUGUGUCUGUUGUACAGGACCGCUCCUGAACGCCAGUCUCUACGUGCUUUCCCUCGAGCUCAAUCGCUCCUUUGCCGACCUAGCCUUGCUAUCCGGAUAUCAAAUUCUUGUCGCCGCGGCCUCGGGGCCUUUUGUUAGCAUCUUCGCAGCAAAAUACGGCAAAAGAGCGGUUCUUCUAUUCUCAUCAGUGGCAUGUCUCGUUGGCACCAUCAUCUGCUCCUGUGCUCAGACCUACAACACAUUGCUUGCCGGCCGAAUCGUCCAAGGUCUGUGCUUGGCGGCCUGGGAAUCCUUGCCCUUCACUAUUGUCGGAGAUCUCUUUUUCGUCCAUGAGCGAGGGCUAUGGACUACUGUCGUCUCUUUCAUGAUGACAGCUGUGAGCAACCUCACAUCGGUCAUCGCAGGUCAAAUCGUGGUCGCAACCAGUUGGCACGCUCUCUUUCACAUUUUGAACGGUUGCCUAGGACUCCUUAUAAUCUUGCAAUUCUUCUUCAUGCCUGAAACGGCCUACCGCAGGAUCCCCGUGGAUCUGACGCAAAUCGCAUUGGAGCCAGAGAGCGAUGACAAAGCCCAAUCGGCGAAUGUCUCGCAAGUCGAGAACCGGCCAUCUGGUCAGCCCAUUGCAAAGAAAACAUAUGUUCAGAGCCUGGCUCUUUAUACUGGGACCUAUGACGACAGGAGUCUUCUCCACAAUCUCUUUUCGCUCCUUGUGGUCUGCACCAACCUCGGCGCUUUAUGGACUGUUAUCAUCACUGGGGCAGUAUCAUCCUUCUACGUCGCCAUGGCCUACGUGACCGCUCAGCUCUUCGGACCGCCUCCCUAUGGGCUUUCUGCUGCAGGCAUAGGCAACCUGUCUAUUGGUCCGUUCCUUGGAGGGGCGAUCGGCUCCGUCCUGGCCGCCAUAGUGAUGGAUCCCCUCUGCCUGUGGCUUGUCAAAAAGAACAAGGGAGUCUUCGAGCCCGAGUUCCGCCUGCUCUUGAACAUUGUGGGCAUUUGCUGCCCGGUUGGGCUCUUUGCAUUCGGAGCACUCGCAAAGUCCCAAGGUGACAUUAUUGUUAUCGACUUUACCUGGGGGCUGACACUCUUCGGGAUUGCCUUCAUUGGAGCUCCGUGCUCAGCCUAUGCUAUCGAUGCAUAUCAUGAGUUGAGCAAUGAGAUUUUCAUCAUCAGUAUCAUGUUUAAGAACUUCCUGUUCUACGCCUACAGCUACUUUGUUAAUAAUUGGGUUGGAGAUUCCGGGCCUGCAAUUCCUUUUUAUACGUUUGGUGGCAUUUCAUUCGGUCUUCUGGCAACGACUGUGAUCGUUUACAUGUUUGGGAAACGGUACAGAUUGUAUUGGAGUACCCGGACCUGGACCAAGAAGAGUGACAUGGAUGCUACAGCGCGAGUCUGA